Molecule: messenger RNA, 2195 nt
Organism: Linum tenue
Lineage: Eukaryota; Viridiplantae; Streptophyta; Magnoliopsida; Malpighiales; Linaceae
Source: the annotation of a GenBank genome assembly
CCAUAUUCAAAUCUAAUCUCCUAAAAAUAAACGUAUCAGAAAAGCAUUGCACUUUCCUCGUGAUUAUAAGCCCACAAUCUCAACAGCAAACCACAACCAAAAAACCCAAAGAAAACAGUUACUUCCUUUUACUAUCAAAAGCAGAGUCCCGCCAGCUUUGCCAAUUUAACGGUGGAGCAUUCAUUCUUGUCCUCUACUGCCCCAAUUUCGUAGCUCCGGAAGCUCCGUCAGACUUCUGAGGUGAAAAUCCAACUGGGUUCUCCUUCCAUGGCUGGGGAGAAGAGAGGCAAACCAGGGCUCAAUAAAGCAUGUUGCCUUCUCAUCGUGAUUGCUGGGAUGGAGCGGUUUGCGUUCAAAGGCGUGGCAUCAAACCUCGUAACCUACUUAACCGACGUAGUUCACAUGAGCAACUCGUCGGCGGCCAAGACGGUGAAUAACUGGUGCGGGUUCACUUCCAUGAUGCCACUACUUGUGGCGUCGCUGGCCGAGUCUUAUUGGGGUCGUUGCUCUACCAUCUUAGCCUCCUGCGUUCUUUACAUUGUGGGACUUGGGGCAUUGACAUCUACAGCACUAACAUGGGGACAAUACGAUUCAAACAGCAUUGGCUACUCCUUCCUCUUCGGCUCACUCUGCCUAAUCUCCCUCGGCCAAGGAGGAUACAACCCAUCUCUCCAAGCCUUUGGAGCAGAGCAAUUGGACAGUGAAGACGAACUCCCCUGCACCAUGGACGACAAGAAGCCCAACCUGAAGAGCUUGUUCUUCCAAUGGUGGUACUUCGGGGUAUGCGCGGGGAGCUUGAUGGGGGUGAUCGUGAUGUCCUACAUUCAGGACACCAUUGGUUGGGUGUUGGGUUUCGCUAUCCCAACCUUAGCAAUGGUUGCUUCCAUGGCGUUGUUCUGCCUCGGAGGAAGCAUUUAUAGGUAUAGAGAGGACGAGGAAGAUGCCAUCUCCAAGAAGUCGUUCCUUGAGAUCUUGAGAAAGGUUAAGGAUGUUGUUUGUAAGGUCAAGGUUUGCAGGAUCAGGUUGUCUGAUGAGAAGACUGAAGCUGCUGAGAUGGAGAUGCAAGAGAAGCCUCUCCAAACUGACAAACACAGCACCCUGAAGCCAGGAACAGAGAAGCAACAACAGCAACCACCAUCAACCAAAUCCAACACCAACUGGAUCCAAAACGCCAAAACAAUACUCAGACUCCUCCCGAUCUGGGCAACCCUGCUGACAUUCGCUGUCAUCUUCCAACAGCCCGCCACCUUCUUCACCAAGCAAGGCAUGACCAUGUCCCGAACCAUCGGUACCGGAAAAACCAAAUUCAUGAUCCCACCGGCGACCCUGCAGAGCUCCAUCACCAUCUCCAUCAUCCUCCUCAUGCCGCUCUACGACAAGCUCCUCAUCCCCUUCGCCCGCCUCGUCACCCGAUCCGAAAAGGGGAUCAGCGUCACACAGCGGAUGGGGAUCGGGAUGUUGCUGUCGAUCGUCGCGAUGGUAAUCGCGGCCUUGGUCGAGGAACAGAGGCUGGAGCAGAGCAGGGGAUCAAAAACAGAGGAAGAGCAAAGCAGGGGAGCAAAAACAGAGGAGGUUGUUGUUGGGAUGAACAUAUUCUGGCUGUUGCCGCAGUACAUUUUGUUGGGGAUUUCGGAUAUAUUCACGGUGGUGGGAAUGCAGGAGUUCUUCUACGGGGAAGUUCCGGUGAAGAUGAGGACUCUGGGGAUUGCGUUGUACACGAGUGUUUUUGGUGUGGGGAGCUUCAUGAGUGCUUUGUUGAUAUGUUUGGUUGAGGUUUCCACGCGGUGGAGGAAUGAGGAGAGCUGGUUUAGCGAUGAUAUGAGGGAAGCGAGGCUGGAUAAGUAUUAUUGGUUGCUGGCCAUUUUGAGCUCGGGGAGCUUGGUGUUGUAUUUGGUACUCUGCAAGGUUUUUUACAGGGGAAGUAGGAGUACUGGUGAUGAGGUGGCGAUGGAGGUGGUGGAGAGUGGUCGUAGUAGUACGGGAUGUACAUGAGAAUUGAGAUGAUGCUUAGAAUGUUUGUUUGAAUCAGGGUUUUGGGAUCCAUGAGGGAGGGAAGUUUGAAAUUAAUUAGGAGUGUAAUGUAAAUAUUGGAUUGAUGAUAAUGAGCACCAUGUCUGAAAAUGACUCGUUUUCUAACCGUGGAUUAGACUUUCGGGUUUUGACAAUGUGUUCUUUCGAUUGAUAAAUGAUUUAGG